Messenger RNA from Sphenostylis stenocarpa, 765 nucleotides. The record is from the annotation of a GenBank genome assembly. NCBI's taxonomy places the organism in Eukaryota, Viridiplantae, Streptophyta, Magnoliopsida, Fabales, Fabaceae.
AUGAGGGAAGAGGUUAUCAGCUCCGGAGGCACUGUUGAUCCUACACCUGCUGCCAGUUAUGCCCUUGCUUAUUAUGAGUUGGCCUCACUUGACAUGGCAGGUUUUAAGGAGGAAAUAGUUCCAUCAGGCUUCAGCACCUUGAUACCAUUAGGAAUCAGCCAAUCAGGUCUUAACUACCUUAGGCAUCCUUCACUUGGAAUGGAAGUUGGUGGCAAAGGUGCCGUUCUCAUCACGCCUUCUCUGUCUUGUCAUGACACCAUUCUCUGUGUUGAGGCUGAAGCAAAGACAAAACCUAUUUCUGCUGGGGCAUCAUCCCCAGCUGUUCCAAUGAAUGUUGGCAGUAUAGAUGGGUCAAGUCAUGGACAAGUCUCUAAAGCGGCUUCUAUCUCAUGUAUUGGGUCACAAGCACCAUGGACUUCCUUGAGCACAAGUGCUGGUGCGUCUUCCAGAUGUUGUAGACCUUGGGAAAGGGGAGAUUUAUUAAGACGUUUGGCUACAUUUAUUCCUUCAAAUUGGCUUGGGAAGCCUCAGAUCAUCAGUUCAUUGGCUUGUGCUCAGAAAGGCUGGAUAAAUAAUGGUGUAGACAAAAUUGCUUGCGAAUCAUGUGGUACUUGCUUGAGUUCUACAGCAUUGCCAUCUUUGACAUCAGCUGAAGAGUUCAGCUCUGUCUGUUACAGGGACAGGGUGCUAUUCUUUGAAAUGUGGAGACCAGGCUUGGUUUCUAUAUCUUCUGUAAUUCCCCCCUUGUUCCUUAUUCCUGUAUAG